AUGACUGUCAGAAAUAUCGCCUCCAUUUGUAAUAUGGGCACCAAUGCCUCUGCUCUGGAGAAAGACAUCGGCCCGGAGCAAUUCCCAAUCAAUGAGCACUACUUUGGAUUGGUCAACUUUGGGAACACGUGUUACUGUAACUCGGUUCUCCAGGCUCUCUACUUCUGCCGGCCUUUCCGGGAGAACGUGCUGGCCUACAAAGCCCAGCAGAAGAAGAAGGAGAACCUACUCACAUGUCUGGCCGACCUCUUCCACUCCAUCGCCACGCAGAAGAAGAAAGUGGGCGUCAUCCCGCCUAAGAAGUUCAUCUCCCGCCUACGGAAAGAGAACGAUCUGUUCGACAACUACAUGCAACAGGACGCCCACGAGUUCCUCAACUACCUGCUGAACACGGUGGCCGACAUCCUGCAGGAGGAGAAGAAGCAGGAGAAGCAGAACGGGCGCCUCAAGAACAACGGAACCGCAGAGACCGAGACGGAGAACAAGACGGAGCCCACGUGGGUUCACGACAUCUUCCAAGGCACACUGACCAACGAGACGCGCUGCCUCAACUGUGAAACGGUGAGCAGCAAAGAUGAGGAUUUUCUGGAUCUUUCUGUGGAUGUAGAGCAGAACACAUCAAUAACACACUGUCUCAGGGACUUCAGCAACACAGAGACGUUGUGCAGCGAAUACAAAUACUACUGUGAGACAUGUUGCAGCAAACAGGAAGCACAGAAGCGGAUGCGCGUGAAGAAGCUUCCUAUGAUCCUGGCCCUUCACCUGAAGAGGUUUAAGUACAUGGAGCAGCUGCACCGCUACACCAAGCUGUCCUAUCGGGUGGUUUUCCCGCUAGAACUCCGUCUGUUCAACACGUCCGGGGAUGCAGUCAACCUGGACCGCAUGUACGACCUCGUGGCUGUGGUGGUUCACUGUGGCAGUGGCCCCAAUAGAGGUCAUUACAUCACCAUAGUGAAGAGUCACGGCUUCUGGCUGCUGUUUGAUGACGACAUUGUUGAGAAAAUUGACGCCCAGGCAAUCGAGGAAUUUUACGGGCUUACUUCAGACAUCUCCAAGAACUCUGAGUCAGGAUACAUCCUCUUCUACCAGUCCAGGGAGUGACUGAUAGACAGGAUAACACCUUGUUUUUUUUGUUUGUUUUUUUACCUUCAGCCUAACAGACUCCUCCCCGUCCUGCUCCCGUU
Molecule: messenger RNA, 1184 nt
Organism: Anoplopoma fimbria (sablefish)
Lineage: Eukaryota; Metazoa; Chordata; Actinopteri; Perciformes; Anoplopomatidae
Gene: usp46
Product: ubiquitin specific peptidase 46
Exons: 9
Coding region: 1-1101 (366 amino acids)
Biological process (GO): protein deubiquitination
Cellular component (GO): cytosol; nucleus
Molecular function (GO): cysteine-type endopeptidase activity; cysteine-type deubiquitinase activity
Source: RefSeq, a predicted model, not a curated record